This is a messenger RNA of Cydia amplana, 1976 nucleotides long. Its product is annotated as endonuclease/exonuclease/phosphatase family domain-containing protein 1-like. The transcript has 6 exons. Gene Ontology annotation, cellular component: plasma membrane. Lineage: Eukaryota; Metazoa; Arthropoda; Insecta; Lepidoptera; Tortricidae. The record is from RefSeq and is a predicted model, not a curated record. Bases 267 to 1937 code for a protein of 556 amino acids.
UGUCUGUGGCUAUUGCUGAUUAUGGCUGAUCGGGGGAAGUUGUGUCAGCAAACUCCACUUUAUUUUUAGUUUUGAAAAAAUAUUUAUCUAGCAACUAGUGUAAGUGUGUUUUCACGUGAUAAGUGCAACAGUAGUUGUUUAAUUAUAGUGCAAGUGUUCCAAUCGUGUUGUGUUAUAGUGCAUCGCGAUCUAUUAUUAGGUUUUUUUUAGUCUUGGAUUUCGCGUUAUGAUCAAUAUUUGAUUUGUAAGCAACCGUGGCGGUCGAUAUGGGGCAGAGUCCGAGUUCGAUGAGGAGUAAGAGCGGUCGGCAGCGCUCGUUCCGAGGGUUCGCUCGGCGGCACAAACUGAAUAAAUCCAGUUUGAGCCAUACGUUCAGUUUGCCGCCGUCGGAGGAGUACCCGGAGCUCAUGAACGUGAACACGGCCACGGAGGAGCAGCUGAUGACCCUGCCCGGGGUGAACCGGCAGCUCGCGCGCGCCAUAGUGCUGCACAGACAGAUGAUAGGCCGCUUCAAGCGCGUCGACGACCUUGCUUUAGUCUCAGGUAUAGGAGCUGAGAAAUUAGAGUUGCUUAGGCCAGAAAUUUCAAUUAGCAACCGCAAGCAAGUCUCAAGAGAGAGUUCCUGCUCUCAAUCGUUAGACAGUAUCCGAGGCUCAGUAGAAAGCAAGCUUUGUUCUGUUAAUUCUUCCAGUGUUUUCCAAUUGCAAUGCGUGCCCGGUUUGAACCAGGAGAUAGCAGCAAAUAUAGUAGACUAUCGGAACAAGAAGGGACCAUUCAAGUCGCUAGAUGACUUAAUAAAAGUCCGAGGCAUGGAUGUUGUGAGGCUGAGCACAGUAAAGCAACACUUAAGUCUAGAGCUAAGAAAAUGCGAAAGUCUACAGUAUCUGACGAACGGACAUAUAAAUGGUUGCGCAGAUGAAACAGUAGCUAAAUCACUUUUGAAUGGUGUCACCAGUACACCAAAGACACCUCAUAGAAAAAGCUUAUCGAUGCCGAAUAAAUUGCCUAUGACUUUACCAAACGGUUUUGCGACGGCACCUGUAAAUGAUAUCCUAGAUCUGCUGUCGGCAUAUUCCCACAGACCAAUUGUAGAAGAGGAGUUUAAAUACGAGCGGGACGGGAUCAAAUGCUGUAGGAUAGCUUCGUGGAAUUUACAUAAGCUUGAUGUAGAUAAGAUAACAAAUCCGGGUGUCAGAGAGGUCAUCUGCAGGACAAUAUUGGAAAACAAAUUGUCCCUCAUCGCAAUCCAAGACGUCCUAGACGUGGCGGCUCUGAAGAUCCUCAGCGAUGAGCUGAACUCACCCACGCUUCGCAGAGUUAAAGAAUGGAAGAGUAAUAGCCACAGAUGGGAGUACUGCAUAGCUGACCAGUUAGAUAGUAAAAAGUUGGGUUUCCUCUUCGAUUCAUCCAACAAAGGUAUAACGAUAGAGGAUAUACCCCUGGACCAAGUGUGCCUUCUGAGCGAAGCGAGCGAGAUCCGGCCGCUCGUCAGCGAGCUGGCAACGUUGCGGAGCGAGCGAUACGUCACUGAGCCACAAGCGUUCCUGCUCUCCGGCCGGCCUACAAUCAUCCUCAACGUGGUGUGCCACGACCGACUGUCCACCGAAGACGUGGCCCAUCUAGAGAGGGUCGUCAAGAUGGCCGACCUGUGCAGGCUGCCGCUGGCGAUGGCUGGCGAGUUCCGUUACUGGAGCAACGUGCAGACUCUCGAAUGCUGCGAGCCGCUCCUAGACGAGGGUCUAUCCACAACCAUAGACAACAAACACUCCGGCCAGACCUGCAUCCUCUGCCCAGGUACGAACAAGACCACCUUCAACGGUCACUCCGGGGCCAUAAAGUCCGGUCUUAGCCACCUCGCGAUUCCCCGCGGCUGGUCGUGGGGAGGCCCGGCCUCCCCGUAUUGCCCCGUGUGGGCGGAGAUAAAGGUCCCCGAUUGACAGAUGGACUCGAGGCUGAUCUACUGUGUACCCUCGGCG